This is a messenger RNA of Quercus robur (English oak), 1850 nucleotides long. Its product is annotated as probable folate-biopterin transporter 4. Gene Ontology annotation, cellular component: membrane. Bases 121 to 1590 code for a protein of 489 amino acids. The transcript is spliced from 7 exons. Lineage: Eukaryota; Viridiplantae; Streptophyta; Magnoliopsida; Fagales; Fagaceae. The record is from RefSeq and is a predicted model, not a curated record.
CAAAGAAAUAAAUAGUUGAAUUCUUCAUCCCUCCAAAAAACUCAGAACUCAGAUUAUGAAAUGAGAUAAUAAUCCAAACAAAAAAAACAGAAACACAGAGAAAGAGAGAAUAAUUGAAAAAUGAUAGCAUGGUUGAAACAGUUAAAGGCAUCGUUUGGAGCUUCGUUCAUUUGGCUCAUUUGCUUGAUUUACUUCACCCAGGGUUUCAGAUCCUUUGUAUGGACAGCAGUUUCCUACCAGCUGAAAGAUAGGCUUAAGUUGUCGCCCUCAGCCUCCCAAUUUGUGUCUUCAAUAGCAUUUUUUCCAUGGAGCAUUAAACCAUUAUAUGGAAUUUUAUCUGAUUGUAUCCCUAUAAAAGGAAGAAAAAGGAUUCCAUACUUAGUGAUUGCAACUGUGCUCUCUCUCUUGCCAUGGCUUGUUUUAGGCCUAAAUGCAACCCUGAGGAAUUCCACAUGGCACCUCAUGAUCUUCUUAACAGUGCAGAAUCUAGGUUCAGCCAUGGCAGAUGUGGUAGUUGAUGCAAUGAUUGCUGAAGCAGUAAGAUUUGAACGGGCCUCAUUUGCUGGAGACCUCCAGACAAUAUCUUGGUUGGCAAUGGCUUUGGGAGGAAUAUGUGGGAGUUUGCUAGGUGGUUUUGCAUUAACAAACUUGCAGAUAGAUACGAUUUUUCUUCUUUUUUCUAUACUUCCAGCCAUACAGUUGUUAUCAUGUGGUUUGGUAGAGGAGCAUUCAGUGGACAGUAAUAAUUCAAGAAGCUCCCAGGUGGUCAAUGGGAACAGUAUUCAGGAUGAAGAUAACUCAUUAGGAAAGAAGUCUGAUAUUGGCAAUUUAAGGAGAAAGAAGAGCCAAAAGAACCGCAAACAGAAAGCAGUUGUCCCUAGUGAAUCCAAGAUUCCUGAAAAAGUUGACUCCUUGGCAUUAAGUUUGUUCCAUUCUCUGAAAGCAGUUGCUUACAGUUUGUGCCAUGCUUUUAAACAACCGAUCAUUUUGAGACCAAUGACUUGGUUUUUCCUAGCACAUGUUACUGUUCCAAACCUCUCAACCGUCAUGUUCUAUUACCAGACAGAGUUAUUAAACCUGGAUGCAUCUUUCUUGGGGACAGUGCGUGUUGUCGGAUGGUUUAGCCUCAUGCUUGGAACCUUCAUUUACAAUCGCUACUUAAAGACCAUGAAGUUACGGAGAAUCCUCAUGUGGGCUCAUAUUGGUUUGUCUAUCUUGACUCUCCUGGAUAUUGUUCUAGUGUCUCGAAUGAAUGUUGCCUUCGGAAUAUCAGAUAAGAUCAUGGUGCUCUGUGGAUCAGCUCUUGCUGAUGCAGUAAAUCAGUUUAAGUUUAUGCCAUUCCUGAUCUUAUCUGGAAAGCUUUGCCCUCCAGGAAUUGAAGGGACUUUAUUUGCCCUUUUUAUGUCAAUAAACAACUUAGGGUCCACUUUGGGAUCAUUCAUGGGUGCUGGGUUGGCUUCGAUUUUGAACAUCUCUUCUGGUUCUUUUGACAACCUUCUUGUAGGCAUUGUCAUUCAAGUCCUCUGCACUUUCAUUCCAAUUGCAUUUCUGUUUUUGAUACCAAAAGAAGCUACAGGGAUAUCAGCAUAGAUUGUGAUUGAUUCUUCAAUGCAAAAUAGGACUGCCAUCAUCUGAAAUUGACCGGUUUUUUUACAACAGCAGUUAUUCAAUAGUGGUAAAGAUUUACAGAUUAGCACAGUUAAAAGCUUAAGUUUCACCUUCUCUUUUUAUACAGUUCUCUAUUCGGAGCAUGGCUCUGAUAAUACUAAUAUGCAUAACUCUGUAGAAAAUUUUUGGUUAGAAAUUGAAUAUGAAAUACAAAAAAAUCAGUGUCCUGACUUUUUUAUUUA